AAACUUGUAGUCAGUCACCAUAAAAUUGUUAGGUACAGCAAUGGUUGACAGUAGGGAGAAGGAAGAAUUUCUUAAACCUGCAGUGGAUUUGCUACAGCUCAGCAAGACUGAUCAGGAGGAGUUUUGGUUGGGAUCCCUAUAUCAGACUUUCCUCAUCACAAGAGGUAGACGUACUUCAGAUCAGUAUCAUCAGUUCUUGUCUGGGAUAAAGCGAGUAGUAAAGACCAACAUUCUGGACUACAGCAUUGUCACUGUCAGAGAGCUACUGGACAGUCCCAGAAAUCUCACCGUGGACUGCACAGCUACCAGUAAAACUGUCAGAGAGCUAGAUAGGAAGAUUUUAUCUGGGAGAUUUGUUUUUACACCUGUGAGUCAAAAGGACCGACUAGCUGUCAUUCACCUGGAGGAUAACACAGGAUCUAUUCCCUGUCAGUUUACAGAUUUCACUAGAAGGAAGUUGAUAUAUGCCCAAAGUUUAUGGUGUAUUUUGUCGUCAUGGAGACUGGUCAGAGAAGAUCAAGGUACAAAUUACAUUGAAGUCAGGAACUUUAUCAAAGAGGAAAAUGUGGACAGGAAAAAGAAAGAAAUCAAAGUACAUGUAUUAUCAACAACUGACGUGGAAGUCAUAUUGGAAAACAAAGAUCAAUUAAAACCAGGCUGUUUAAAUAUAGUUGGAGAAGUCAGCUGUCUCAGUGAGAUUAUCAAAAUUAAAGAGGAUCUAGUAUUUUGCAUCAAACUACAGAAAAAUAUUACCGUUAUUAUUAAGUAUUAUGUUGUCACUGGGAGCAACACAAUUUCUGAAAUUUGA
This is a messenger RNA of Saccostrea cuccullata (small rock oyster), 808 nucleotides long. RefSeq lists its product as uncharacterized. The transcript is spliced from 9 exons. Lineage: Eukaryota; Metazoa; Mollusca; Bivalvia; Ostreida; Ostreidae. The record is from RefSeq and is a predicted model, not a curated record. Bases 41 to 808 code for a protein of 255 amino acids.